This is a messenger RNA of Schizosaccharomyces japonicus yFS275, 2647 nucleotides long. RefSeq names its product exocyst complex subunit Sec10. Gene Ontology annotation, cellular component: cytoplasm; cell division site; cell tip. The transcript has 5 exons. NCBI's taxonomy places the organism in Eukaryota, Fungi, Ascomycota, Schizosaccharomycetes, Schizosaccharomycetales, Schizosaccharomycetaceae. Bases 147 to 2576 code for a protein of 809 amino acids. The record is from RefSeq and is a predicted model, not a curated record.
CAGGAAACUCCAUACCGCGUAGCUCGUUUUGCCAAGUACCGUUCACUUUUUCGCUCCUGGCUUUGAUUCCCUCUUCCAAGCUGUAAUUCUGUGUGCGGGAAUAGAAAUUUAUAAACGCAUUGAAAAGUCGUUUAUUGUAAGAGAGAAUGGCUAACAAAUAUGUGUUAGCCAGCGAACAGAGGGAGUUACUUGCUGAUUUAGAGCAAGAUAUCGACCUAUCUCCAGAGAAAUUUACGGAGAAGUUCACAAAUCCUUUAUGUCAACACGUUCGGACAACACGGAAUGAGUGUAUAUCCACGGAAAAGCCGCUUGAUGUCUUAGAAUUUGGAAUCUCUGAAAUAGAGAGACUGCAAAAGCUCAUUCAUCACAAAAUUCAAAAACACACAAACGCUUCGAAAGCUGUGCAGAAUGAGUAUACAGAGAAAUCACAGGAAAUGAAGAACCAAUUCAACAAGGUCGACGGUAUCUUCCAUUCCCUAGAUUCUACUGUUUCUGGGAUGAAGGCAGAUUUGGUCGGCGUUGGCCAUGAACUUGAGCAUUUUGAAAAUCACAGAAAACGUAUUCUGACAUCCUCUUCUUUAUUCCAAUGUUAUCUCGAGUUUCGUGAAGGAACUUCUCCAACUCUGAAGGGCUAUUUCAGCUCUAACAAACACGACCAAAUGCUUUUGUGUGCACAGAGAACGAGACAGCUGCUCAGCUUCGCCGGUGAAGUUGAUUUGCCUGGAGCUGAGGAAACACGAAAAAAUAUAGAACGUUUCUCAGAGUUUUUGGAAACCAGUUUUCUUAAAUUAUUUAAUAACGAGUAUCGAAAACCGAAUUGGAAAGGAAUGGCCUCCUUUGCAUCUAUUCUUCACGAAUUCAAUGGUGGCUCCUCUGUUAUCCGAGAAUAUGUGAAUCAGCAUGAAUUCUUCAUCAACACUGAAAAAAUGAGUUUUGAUAAACAAAUGGAAGAUGACCCAUUGUGGAAUAAGCUCGCUAAUCCAGAAUUGCCUGUCGAGAAAGAAUGUCCAAUGCUUGACUCGAUGUUUGAUGAAAUGUGUCAAGUUAUCCGCACGGACAGCGCCGUUAUUCGACGUGUAUUCCCUAAUCCGGAACCUGUUAUGCAAACAUUUUUGCAACGAAUUUUUGGACAGUCUAUUCAAUUACGAUUCGAACAAUUGUUCGACCACGCUGACAGCGUGUCAGACUUGACUUGUCUCAGAUUUCUCCAACUCUUUGUUGUUGCAAUUAAUAAAUUCAUUUCCGAAGUGAAGAAUAUUCUUCGUCAACGAAGUUUCGAUGUUUCUGAGACAUCUCCUCUUGUCACGAUGCUGCAACAAAACAGAGACGAUUUAUUGGUUCCCUACCUAACUGUUGAUAAAUUUAUCCGGCAUGAACGCUAUUCCUUGAAAACCCUAAUGUCUGUCCUACUGUUCAAGUUUGAUACCAUACACACAAGAAAAGAAGCCUUGGACGGCUCUACAAUUGACAGAUUGUUCAAACAAUUUCACGCUUCAAAGGCAAAUGGGUUGAGCAGAGCUCAUUCCACCGAGCGUUACCAUUCCUUGUUGAAACUAGCCGGAUUCGAUAGAGAUCCAUUAAAUAUGGAAACGGAUACAAAUGGCCAAAUUACUUUCUCCGAGAACAAUGGAUCCUUGGAACUUUCUAAAGCCGAAGUUAUACUUCGUUGGCACUCAGAAUCUCUUAGUCGGGCUGUUCUAUUCUUUUCUUCGGAUGAUCUUUCGUCGGCCACAAUUAGUAUUGUUUCAUUCCUUCUUCAAACUCUUGAUAGCAAUUAUACAAAGCGGUAUUUCGAAACACUUAAGAAAACUCUAAAACGACAGGAAUACAGUCAAAAACUUAGCUUGGACUAUUUGUCAAAUUUUAGAGAAGCAAACCAUAUCACUACUCUGCUUUCAGCAUACAUAACAAAUGUUGUACUACCAAUGUCUCAUGCGUCCUUGACUUGCCGCAGAGAAAUUACCUCUCUUUUACUAAAAACUCUCAAAUCAAUUGAAAAAGACAUCAAUGUUUGUCUUAACCUGACGGUGAAUGCUACAUGCCAGUGCAUUCGAACUAUGCUCUCACCUUACUAUGAAACACCUUACAUGGUGCAGGAAAGAUUUGCUGAUCGUAUUGACACUUACCGAAUUGAGUUACCAGAAAUGAUCGUUUCUUAUAUUCAUUAUAUCUACAGUACUGUGAACAUGUUUUUGAAAGACGCCAAUUACUUGCUUGAAUUCAGAAGGGAACUCUGCUCCGCUAUUAUGGCAAUGCUUGAUAAGUUUUUCUUGCGUCCACCGGUCAAUCAAACUGGUGCAAUUGUUUUACAGAGGGACCUCAAUGCUAUAAAUAUGGAGUUAAAGCAAUGGGGUGUGCCACAUGUUAUCUCAACUAUGAACAAAAUAAUGAGUCUUUCGAGUAUCUUAAUUGUUGACGCGGAUCUGCUUUCUGCUACAAUAGGUGAAUUGAGAGCAGCGAUGAACUCUGAUUUCGUUAUGCACGAUAUGAUAAAGCUUCGCUCCGAUUAUAACAAGCUUAAAGUAUAUGAUCUUCUUCCACAAAUUCGAAAUGGCAAAAAACCAUCCGCACCUUAGACAGGGUAUGACAACAAUAUAAUCACUUAAUUUAUUUAGAGGAAUGGAUUGAGACGUCCGCAAAUUUACAU